This is a messenger RNA of Zychaea mexicana, 672 nucleotides long. RefSeq names its product P-loop containing nucleoside triphosphate hydrolase protein. The transcript is spliced from 4 exons. The coding region runs from base 1 to 672 and encodes 223 amino acids. The record is from RefSeq and is a predicted model, not a curated record. NCBI's taxonomy places the organism in Eukaryota, Fungi, Mucoromycota, Mucoromycetes, Mucorales, Lichtheimiaceae.
AUGGCUCCACUCGAAGUUAUUGGAGCCGGCAUGAGCCGAUGCGGCACUGACAGUUUAAGAGCAGCUCUGAACAUUUUGGGAUACAACACACACCACAUGUUUGACGGGGGACCACUGUACAAAAACGAUGAGCUCACUGAAGUCUUUGAAGAAGCAUAUAAACAUCCCGAAAAACAUGUGGACUGGGAUAUAGUUUAUAACGGAUAUAACGCAGCGGUAGACUGUCCGACCAUUUCCUUUCUACCCAGGUUGUUCGAGAAAUACCCUGACGCCAAAGUGAUCCUUACCAAACGGGACUCUGAAAGCUGGUACAAAUCCGUCUAUAACACAAUCUAUCGCAUUUAUGAAUUGCCCCCGGAGAAUCCUGAAGAAUUUGAAGAGAACGUGGCGAACAUGGUCAAGGCUAUCUGGUUAGAUGGUUCUUUUCAAGACUUGCAAAAAUUCAAGGAUGAUCCAAAAACCAUCAAAAAGCGUUACGAGGCACACAAUGCAUGGAUGAUUAAAAAUAUUCCAGCCAAUCGGUUGCUGGUGCUAGAUUUACGGGACGGUAUCGAUUGGGACAAGAUUUGUCCAUUCCUUGGCAAGCCCGAACCGGCAGUGCCUUAUCCUCAUGUCAACACUACCGCUUCCUUUAACGAAAAACAUAAAGUAAUUGAUUCUUCAACCGCCUAA